Exaiptasia diaphana is the source of this 2568-nucleotide messenger RNA. RefSeq names its product mitochondrial Rho GTPase 1-A. Gene Ontology annotation, cellular component: mitochondrial outer membrane. Gene Ontology annotation, biological process: mitochondrion organization; regulation of mitochondrion organization; small GTPase-mediated signal transduction. Bases 194 to 2161 code for a protein of 655 amino acids. The record is from RefSeq and is a predicted model, not a curated record. The transcript has 24 exons. Gene Ontology annotation, molecular function: calcium ion binding; GTPase activity; GTP binding. Lineage: Eukaryota; Metazoa; Cnidaria; Anthozoa; Actiniaria; Aiptasiidae.
AUGAAGGCGCGCAGUAAAAUGGUGGACGAAAAGACUGUGGUUUUUUGAAUUGUUCGACUUUUAACGCUCACACCUUUUCUAUAAAAGAAAAGAAAUACCUUUUCAUUCUAUUGUUAUCUCCAAGCUCAUUGAGAGUAUUUUUUUCCAACGAGAAAGAAGCUCUAUUUGGUUGAGGACGUUUGAUCUGUUGAACAUGUCGAACAGAGAUGUGCGGAUUUUGCUCGUUGGAGAUCCUCAAGUUGGAAAGACAUCACUGAUCCUGUCUUUGGUAAGCGAGGAGUUUCCAGACGAGGUGCCAUCAAGAGCUGAAGAAAUAACGAUUCCUGCUGACGUCACCCCUGAAAAAAUACCUACACACAUUGUUGAUUAUUCAGCUGAAGAACAAGCUGAAGAUGCUCUUGCAGAGGAAAUUCAAAAGGCAAAUGUAGUCUGCAUUGUGUAUGACAUCACCGAUGAGGAAACAAUAGAAAGGAUAACAAGUGUUUGGCUGCCUCUAAUCAGAAAUAUCACAGARGAUGAAGAACAAAUCAAGCCUGUCAUUAUAGUUGGGAAUAAGGUAUACCUAGUAAAUGUGGUUCUUCCUAUCAUGAAUGACUACACUGAAGUGGAGACGUGUAUAGAGUGCUCAGCAAGAUCUUUAAAGAAUAUAUCCGAAAUGUUUUAUUAUGCUCAAAAAGCUGUACUACAUCCAACAGCACCUCUUUAUUUACCUGAUGAAAAACAAUUACGGCCGCUUUGUGAGGCAGCUCUAACAAGAAUAUUUAAUAUAUCAGAUGCCGAUGGAGAUGGAAUACUAAAUGAUACAGAGUUAAAUAAUUUUCAGAGACAUUGUUUUAAUUCUCCGCUACAAGGGCAGGGCUUACAAGAUGUUAAAAAUGUAGUUAGAAAAAAUGUUGGUAGUGGGCUACGAGAUGGUGGACUAACUCUCCAAGGCUUUCUUUUUCUUCAUACGUUAUUCAUACAAAGAGGAAGGCAUGAGACAACAUGGACRGUGCUAAGAAAGUUUGGUUAUGGUGAAGACUUGCAGCUUAGAACAGACUACUUGUGCCCACCUGGGAUUGAUGUUGGUGCUGACAACACCAUAGAGCUUUCUGAUGCUGGAUAUGAAUUCUUUAUUGAUCUCUUUCGAAAGUAUGAUAAGGAUCAAGAUGAAGCUUUGAAUCCAAUUGAAUUGAAGAACCUAUUUUCACUGUGUCCAACCAUGCCAUGGGGCGAUGAAGUCAUUAGUUCUGCAGAAACCAAUGAGAAAGGAUGGGUAACCUUACAAGGAUUUCUUGCUCAAUGGACGCUAACAACAUUUCUGGACUACACAAGAACCUUUGCAUACCUGGCGUAUUUUGGUUAUGUUCAUGGAGAAACAGAGACUCAUUUGUCAACUGCUAUAACAGUCUGUGUACCUUUGCCUCUUCCAAUAGUCUACUCAGUAUCUAGACUUAUUCAGACCAGAAAAAAGUACAAAAGUGCUCUACAAUACUCCCAGAAUGGUCUAGAAUGGGCAGUUUCUAAACUGGUGACAAGAAGCAAGUCUGUUGAUAUCCAGAAGAAGUCUACAUCACGGACUGUCUUCCAGUGUUAUGUCUUUGGAGCACCUGGUGUUGGGAAGACCACAUUCCUCCAAUCAUUUCUUAAUAGAACUGUUAAGUCAUUAGGUUCAGACAAAAUGGUUUCUCAUUAUGUUAUCAAUCUAACUGAAGUUCACAGACAAGAAAAGUACCUUGUGCUACGAGAAAUUGAUUGGGAAAGCUCUGGCUUAUUGCUUCAUGACCGUCGUUGCGAUGUGGCCUGCUUUCUGUUUGACUCCACYGAUGCAGCAUCAUUUGCACAAAUUGUACAACUACAGGAGAAACUUCCCAAAACAGUKCCAUGUUUGUUUAUCUCAACCAAAAAUAAAAGAUCUGUUGUUAGACAAGAGUAUGAACUACAACCAGCAAUGUAUACGUCACUUAAUAAACUACCAAGUCCAAUGAUUUUAAGUGAAAAGCCUGAAGAAAAUCAAGAAAUUUAUACCAAAUUAGCAUAUAUGGCAGUUUACCCACAUUUAUGUGGACCAAAUGCCAACAACAUGGGUUCGUUUUGGCUUUUUACUGGACUAGGUGCAACAACAGUUGUUCUCUUAGCAUUUGUUGCAUACAGAUACUUUCGCAAGGGUAGCAGUACGUAACGGCGUCACAAGAAUSUGCUAUUCCUUGGACAUUGACUGAACAUGGCCAGUUGUUUUAUCUCACUGAACUUCCUCAAACUUUUUGGGUUUCCCAYGCAUGGAAAUAAAACAACUAAAUUUUGAUUUGUUGCUUGUUUAAUAAAGUUCUCCACAAGGGACYUGCUAAGAGAAGCCACUCAGACACUGGAUAAGCUCUUGGCAGCAGAUAAAACAAAAUAAAACAUUUAAAGCUCUCCAAAUUUUUCUCCCACUCUAUCUGACAGAUCAAUAGCAAUGAUAGGGAUACACUUUUCAUUGAUUGUAGCAAUUCUGGAACCCUACUAUUUUUGUUUGACUUGCCUCAACAUUGUUCCAUUGCUAUGUGAAAAGUAGGUGAUUUUGCAAUGUAAUAAAAGAAUCAGACCCAA